AUGGAGGGAGAUUCUGUCAUUUUAUCUGUCAAUGUCACUGAAUCACAGAGAAAAGAUGGAAUCUACUGGAAGUUUGGACCUAAUAAAACUUCUAUAGCUAAUAUCAAGAACUAUAAAACUACUAUAUAUCAUGAUAGACUUGAUGGAAGAUUUAAAAACAGACUUCAUCUAAACAAUCAGACUGGAUCUCUCACCAUCACAAACAUCAACAUCACACACACUGGACUUUAUCAUUUAACCACCAAGAAACAAGAUAAACCUCUCAAGAUAUUUAACAUCACUGUCUAUGCUCAUCUACCCGUUCCUGUCAUCACCAGAGACUCUACACAAUGUUCAUCAUCAUCAUCAUCAUCAUCGUCAUCAUCAAAUUGUUCAUUAUUGUGUUCAGUGUUGAAUGUGAGAGAUGUGAGUCUGUCCUGGUACAAAGGAAACAGUUUAUUGUCCAUCAUCAGUGUGUCUGAUCUCAACAUCAGACUCUCUCUAUCUCUGGAGGUUGAAUAUCAGGAUACAAACACAUACAGAUGUGUACUCAACAAUACCAUCACAAACCAAACUCAACAUCUCAACAUCAAGAAUCUCUGUCAGACGUGUUCAGGUGUCACAGAUGCCACAGGAAUCCAGUUACAAUAA
Misgurnus anguillicaudatus (oriental weatherfish) is the source of this 630-nucleotide messenger RNA. The record is from RefSeq and is a predicted model, not a curated record. Lineage: Eukaryota; Metazoa; Chordata; Actinopteri; Cypriniformes; Cobitidae.